CUGCGUUCCCAAACGCAGGUUCAAGCAGCAGCGUUUCUUUCCCACCCACGCCCUAUCUCCAAAAAGAUAGUGGUAACGAGUGACCAGUUAGAGUUCCUAGAAAAGUACAGAUAUCUACAGUAAUACUGCAGAGAAACUCCGGUUGCAACGAUCUAUUCCCCGCUGCUUCUCAGCAAUUUGCAAGAAAUCGGAGUCAUCACACCUACGAAAGGACGAGCGGGGAGGAGUUCACUCGCUCGAUAUCGAUCAGGCUUGGGACGAGUUCUUUCCAUAAGUGACUAGCUCGUCGAGUUGGUAUUCGUCAGAAUGUCGGCAACACAGAAUACGCGGGUUAUCAUCACCAUAGUAAACCGCAUCGCCGAAAAGCUUCCUGUCAACUCGGGCAGAAGUUUGACGUCACUAGAAGCAGACCCAUUCUUCAACCAGCACGUCAACGCCCUCACUGAUCUCGCGCAAUGGAGGUUGAAAGACGUUGUCAGAGCGCUCGCCAACGCUUUGGAUGGGAUAUCUAGGGCCCCAGGUGCAACAGGGAACGAUGAGGGGGCUUUAUCCAUGGACGUACUCCAAUCUCAACUUUUUGUGCUGUUGUUACUGGGAGAAUGCACGUCGUUGGCCUGGAAAGCCCAUCGAGAAGCAUUGUCGGGGUUUGGCAGGCCUGAGCAGAACGAAUCUAUGACGGGGAGCAGAGGUGCCCCUCCAUCUAGACCGAAUAGGUCUUUGACCAUGCCUACGAGUCCCGCUCCAAUGAGAUCACAAAAUGCUAGCUCGAGGAUGGACGCGACGAUGGCUGGAGACAUUGCCAUGGGGACCGAUUCAUUGCGGAACUCUUCUACCUACCUCGCUGGGAAGCACGGUCGGCCUAUGGCAGCCGCUGCUUCAUAUCAACAAAAUCUGUCUCUUCACAACUCUGCUGCCGAUUACUCGGUUCAAAGCGCGGGCGCUUCUGGAACUUCAAGGUCCGCCCUUCCGGAUCCUCCACCUUUCGAUGAGCAGCUGGCCCGGUUUCUGCUCGCAGUCAUAACAAGAUUCUUUUACACUUCUGCGGCAUCUCUGAACAUUGACGCGGUUAAGCACGAAUACGGGUCCUUCUUUGCCGAUCACUCAGAUGCCGGAACGGCGGGUAGCAACACUGUAUUGUCGGCAUUCACCAAGCCAUCGGGUCCACCAGGAGCAUCUCUAUUCCCUCCAGGCAACUCGACUUUCACGACAUCUGAUGUACUCACGGAAGUUCGCAAAGCCGCUGGGCGCGUGCUUGCUUAUCUUUCCGCGUCAAACUGGAGCCUAGUAUUCGGCAAGAUCAAGGCACUGAUAGGUCACAUGUCUCAGUCAGGGGCUUCCGGCACCAGUGGGGGGCCAAACUCAAACGAUUCCGACCGGGACUCUGGUGACUUGACGGAGCUGCGAUUUUUGGAGUGGUGUACACUGAACCGCACACGCUUAGGGAUGGUCUUGACUGAGCUGACGCGGCAUUGCAAAUUAUUCGGGAAGAGAGCACAGAUUGCGAGUGCAAUAUACCUGAGGAGGGCCAUAUGGAACUGGAUAGAGGUUUAUCCACCAGAAUUCCAACUUUUAUGCCAAGGCCAAGGUCGCUUAGAAGGAUACCCGGAACAGCUCUUCGAGACGUUCAGCCUUGUGGCUGAGAACAGUCGCAGGAAAACUCUCUUUUGGCCAGUGCAGACUAUGCUCCUCGUUGUGUGUCCCGAGAUUCUGUAUAGCAUCGGCAUAGUGGGAAACAGUGGAGACAGACAGCGUCUUCUCGCAUCGCCAGGCGGGGUUACAACGGCUGUUGCCAAGAAAGCGAUGUUCGUGGAAACUUUGAGGAAGAAUGCUCGUGGCAGUAAAAUCAGCGAGAUAUCCAUUUUCUGCUGUGCGGAAGUGGUCCGUGCAUCUACGUUCGUCAGCAAAGCGGAAGGCGGACCGUUACGGCUGCUAGGCGCCGGUAUCGAAAUCGAGCUGAAGGAACGACUGUUCGACGGCCAGCGCUUAUUACCGCUAGCAAAUGGGAUCUCUUCAUCGGAGGAGUCUGGAACAUUGGAUUACAGGCUAUUCGCGGAUUGCAUCACUACGCUGUACAAGUCGAACCCCUGGAACACUCUGCGGUCCAUCAUUCCCGGCGUUGUUGACGCCUCUUCCACUCUGUACAAAGUCGCGCUGGUAAAAGGGUUUCACAAUCUCCUGACCGAGAUGGAUACCUUCUCGUGGACUCCUGCAGUGGAUGCUAGUGUAGCCGGCCACUUUAGAGCCCUGUUCGCGGAGGCUGUAACUAGUACACGGCUUACGUCCGAGGCGAAAGGGCGUAGAGGGGCAGGAUUCAGGUCACACAACAUCGACAGGAAGAUGAAGAGGGCCGCUCAAGAAGAGGCGAAUGACCGCCAUCAAAUCCUCACUCACAUUCUAUCGAUGUGGAGCAUUUGUCCAUUGCUAGCUGUGGCGAAGGGAUCGACGACCGUUCAUCCUGACGACUUACGCCCACUCUUCACCUCGUUAGCGACGUGCUUGCUGGAUCCCAAUCCCAUUGUUCGGCACCUGGCCAGCCAGAUUCUACCGAAGCUGAUGUCCCAAGAAGUUGCCUGCUAUUGGGAUGGUUCAUUGAACGACUGGAGGAUCCCGUUUUUGGAGAACAACCUUUCCAUAUCCGAAACAUCAAUGAAGGCGUUCUGGAAAGGAUCCAGCUGGAUAUUGCUCGGUGCCACCCGAGCGGUGCUGGAUGAGGGGGAUCUGAAAAAGGCUCUGGACUUAAUGGCUGAGCUUUGUCGGUUACAAAAUGAGGUUCUUCUUACACGAGGCUCCCUGGCCCACAUUGGCGCUGCCGCCCCUGAACGAUUCGCGGCAUAUGUUGCGUCCGAGGUGUCCAUCAUCGUGUCGAUAUCGGGAAGCUGGGGCGAUGGCUCGAUCUGCAAAUCCGUCGCAAGAUGGCUGGAAGAACUCCUGGCCGCCGGUAAUUACGGUCGUCCAGCUGAUGGGGAUUUCAAAGUGAUCGCACCCCUGUUGGAGAACGCACCAGUGUAUGCGGAACUCGCGCGUAUUCUCGCCAACGUGGGGAGCGGUGGCGGCGGGCUCAAAUUGGUACAAAAACGUGUGCGGGCUGUACUUAGGACGCUGGUGACCCCCACACCGGGGAACAUGGGGGCAUGGGAAGAACUGUAUCGAUCUUGGAAGUCAAAUGAUAUCGUACCGCCUGGAAGAAAGCGCAGCGGUAGCGUAGGGAAUAUGGAAGGUGAUUCCAGUUUCAGCGGGGAUUACUACGCAUCCUCGCCCGCGAUCAAUGUGGAUGAGGAAUCGGGCGACAGGCGUGCCAAACUGAGGCGGCCGGCUAGCGGUGCUGGAUCGUAUAGCCCGUCAGUGGAAGACCGUACAGAAUGGGCAAAUCAAAUGUCUUUCCUAUGUGCUUUGGGAGGAAUCUGCCUCAAAGCCAGCGCUAUGGCUUCUGAGCAACAACAGGCGGAGCACGCUUCAACCUUUUCGCGGGCCAAUUCUACCACGCUGUCUCCAGAACUGGCGAUCAAUCGGCGGAAGUCAACGGGGUCUGCACCUUCCGGUGCCGGUGGAGAGAAUUAUCCCGUUACCGGCGAUGCCACUGGUGGAGGGCAACAGGCGUGGGCUGGAGCUGUGGGAUCUCAACUACUGGGCGCAUAUAGCAAUGCCAAGGCCGCUGUGGAGAAAUUCGUCGGGGAGAUUGUGGAUCUCCUUGCCUCAGAAAAUGUGAUCAUCCGUGAGAUUGUUCGAGACUGCAUGGGCGCUGAAAUGAGUGCAGGGAUGUACGCAACAUUGUUUGGUCAAUUCGCGACUAUCAUCGAGGACCAAAUGUUCGACCCCUCUGGACAACCUCGUCUGACCCUCCGCAAUACCGUCUUUGCAGACUACAUGACAUCAGUCCUGAGACUAGCUUUGGAUCGAAGCGACGCAGCAUCUGUUCUGUCCAGCGUUGCGGUCGGCGAUCUAGACUUUGGCUCUAUUUUCGGCAACCUGGUGCGAUACGUGGACGCUCUGAUUGCCGUAGACCCCACGCAUUUCCCGGUUCGAAUGCGGCUAUGCACUGCAAUCGAAUUGCUUGUCGCCAAAAGGGGGCUCAUCUCACUGAUCGGCGAAAUGAGAAUCCGAAAAGAUAUCACGUUUGCGCUCGUAGAACGUGGAUUGCAGGACUACCGGCGCGAAACUCUUGAGAUUCGGAAACUCCAAAGGAGUGCACAUUUGCAAUGCGUGAAAGCGCUUGCCAGGCUCCUAGAGGAUCUCCCGUUCGGGGCGGAAUCAACACGGAUUUCGAACUACUUAUUGCAAGGGUUUGAGCGGACAGGGAAGGACGAAGAAGAUACACACAGCUUGCAGCUGAUAGAGCAUACCGGCGCAGCGUUCACCGCGUUGUUGUCAGCAAACACCGAGUUCGAGCUCAACUUCGCCAUGGACAUGACGUAUGCGGAGAACGAAACCCUUAGAGGAAUGUUCAUCAAUGUCCUCACAAAUCUCAUCAAAUCGGGUGGGAUCAUCGAGAAGGUUACAACUGCGCUUGGCAACAAGCGCGAUAUCACCCGUGGUCGGUCAGCACGGUUGGUGCAACUUAUAGCGGAUACACCGCAAGGGCUCGAAAUCGCAGUCCUUCUCGGUGAAGUUGCCCCGGUCGGAGAUGUGGAUGAGAUUGGAGCCGUCUUGAUCAGUAUUUUUGAUGCAUGCGGGCGUGCAUUGGAUCUGAUUGAGAGGGUAGUGCAGCGAGAGGUGGACAACACCGAUAGCCCCGCACAAUUGUUUAGGCGGAACAGUAUGGCCACGCGGCUCCUCACGAUAUUCGCGAACACGAAUGGACAGGAAUAUCUUCGGAAGACAUUGAGUCCUAUUCUCUCAGAACUUGCUGAGCGCUGUCCUCCAAUGAGCUUUGAGGUCGACCCGACUAAGGUUAACACUCAGGAUCUGGAGGGAAACAUGAGGAAUUUGAAGGUGGUCAGUCAAGGCAUUCUCGAUAGCAUCAUCGGACCGGGCGCCGUUCAGAUGCCACCCUCCCUAAGGGAAGCCUGCGCAUUAAUCUGGAGAAUCGUUGGAUCACGUUUCCCAGACGCACAGCCCACGGCAGUGAGCGGAUUCCUCUUCUUGCGGUUCAUCUGCCCCGCGAUCGUAUCCCCCGAAACACAUGGAAUCAUCCAAGCUGCUGAAGUACGAAAGGAGCUUCGUCGUGGCUUAGUUUUGAUCACGAAGGUGGUGCAGAACUUGGCGAACAACGUGCUCUUCGGUGCGAAAGAAGCCUUCAUGAGUGGCGCCAACGACGUCUUGCGGGAUAACGUUGCCAAAGUACAUUCCUUCCUUAGCGACAUACCAGCCUUCUCAUCCAGGGAGCAAGCACAUACCCCUAACCCAAUGAAGUCGAAAAUCGACGACUCUGACAUAGUCAGGCUUCAUCGACAUUUGUCGGCCAACCUGGAUCGUUUAGAGAAGGCGAAAGUCACGGUGUCUUCUGCCGUGCCACUCGCACGCCUUUCGGCGCUCAGUUUGCAAAAAACUGGGAAAGAUGAGGCCUCCUCGGAAGCGAACUCUCCGUCUUCUCCAGUUACGCGAAAGCCGCCGAGCUCAUCCGCCGCCACGAAAACCAUGUCGAGCAAUUUGAGCGUGUCGAGUUUCGGGUUGCCGUUUCCAUUCGAAGAUCGACUUGGGUCAGCUCCUGAUUACAAGGUCGUGUUUUCAGAACUAUGCACCCUCUUGUCGCAAAUGGGGCCUGGUCUGAAAGGAUCGUUGGCCGAAACGGGGGACGAAGCAGGAUUGCGAAAAUCACAGUCUGAGAUGGGAGGAGAAAAUGUAUCCGUUUCCUUCUCGCCCGUAGCAUGGCUCAAAGGGCCGCGUACGCAAAUACCGGUUGUCUUGACGGUUGGAAAUGACCGUCUGAAGGUGUCAGCUAAUAGACGCCCUGAAGAAUCCGGCGAGUAUUUCGAAGAAACGUUUCACGCUUCUGCUAUCGAUGAGCUCGGAUUGAACCGCGAUCAGGAGCUGUUUGUAUUAGCUACUGAGAAGAACGGUCUCGCACGUGGAACACCGAUUGUGCUGAACUUCGCAUCCUCCAAAGCUGAGACGAUUGUCCAGGCAUUACGUGUCAUGGUCAGCAAGUUCCGGCUCGGGCUCUCUCGGUCAUCGUCGUCUGUAAUGAUGUCGAGCUUCUCAAUUGCCCCUGAUCUGCAUUCCGAAACGAAGCGUGAAGAGCUGCAAGCUGGGGAUGUCGCUGGUGGACUCCUGAACGUUGCGUUUUCGACAUUCGGAAGUCCUGAUCCCGCUGUUCGUCGGGCGGGGUACAACUUGCUGUGCGCACUGAUUUCUGAGUUCAGUCUGUCGGUUGGAAUCCCGAACCUUCGCGGUGACAAUUUGUUUGGUGGGAAAGGCGUCUUCAUACCGCUCAGCAAUCAAUCCUUUCUAAUGGAGAUCAGUCAACGAAUUGCGAAGGCACACCCGGAAUUGACUCUAUCUUUCAUCGGCGAGUGUGCUCUUGGGAUGACACGGUGUGGAGAUUCAGGCAAGAUCGCCUCGCUGCAGUACGUGGGUCCUUGGAUCGACAACAUCGCGCAGCAGGUCGAGGCGGUUAACGAAACGACGGAGAAGCUACAGCAAACAUUGAUGAUGUUCGUCGACGUGACCUUCAAGACUCCGGCCCUGGAAAGUUUGUUCAGACAGGCUAUCUGGGUCAAGCUUGCCGCUCUACCUAUGCUUGUACCAGGGAUUGUCUCCUUCCUCAUCCAAGCGGCGCUUGAACGAUCGACUCGCCACUCUGACGUGGAAGUGUUGGCUAACAUUUUGCAUGCCCUUGCGUGUCACAGCGAGUACCCUGUGUCAAGUAAAAUCUUCUCCGUGCUCCGGAAAACCAUUGUCUCGACGUCAUAUCGGUCUCUCCCAGCCCUGAUCGACCAUCCUGCCUGGACUGAGAUAGCUGUGCUCAUCCGCCUGGCAUUGCAUCUGUCUUUCGACGACUGGAAGAACAUCGAUGAAGUACUGCCGGAUCUAUUCUACGUGGUCUCUAUUGUUGCCGGGACCGGCUCUCCGACAGUACGGACCAGCGUGCACGGUAUCAUAGUGAAUGCCAUUCAUACUUUGGCCACUUCCGGGACCCUACUCCCGGAGGGAAAAGAGAAGAUGGAAUCGUUGGUUGACGAGCUCGCGGAGCCGAGGCUCUGCUUACCCUUUGGGCUCAGUGGGGACGCGGAAUUACCACGGGAGGUGACCUUGGGCGGUCUAGACGCGAUCGUGAGGUGUUUAUUGGAUAUUUCGACUUACGGAACCGCGGAUCGAGAUCAAACUUCUCUCUGGCGGGCUCGAUGGAUGUCCCUGAUAUCAAGCACUGCUUUCCAGUACAACCCCGCAGUGCAGCCUCGAGCCUUCAUUGUUCUGGGUUGUCUUGCAAGAGACGAGGUGGAUGACGACCUGCUAUACCAAAUCCUGGUCGCAAUGCGAGGUGCUCUUACAUUAUUUGAUGACGACGAUUCUCAUCUUAUCGUGAGCAUCACAAUGUCUCUCUGCGACAUCGUAUCCGGCCUUCCCUCAGGCUCACGCUACCUCGCUGCCAUGUUCUGGCUUGCUCUUGCCUUAACACAAAUCGGGCAUCCUCCGAUAUUCCAUGCCGCAACAACGUUCAUGACCAUGGUCUUGCGCACUUUGCACAAAUGCGGGGUUUUCGACCGCGACGGAAUUUACAAGCCACUGUUGCAAGCUCGUGCAGGCUUAGAAGAUGCUGCAUUGCAGUUGGACAAUCACGUUGGCCUGCACUUCCGUCUGGACACAUUUCCGUUCGCGCUCGCAGCAAACCUUCUCAAAGGAGUAAGGCACCAUGCGACAAAGAAGGCCACGCUGGACUCUCUGAAAGCGAUUCUCGAGAUGAACACAUUAUUCGGAGGCACAAGAGACCCUUGGAGCGAUCGAUUAGCUUUCUUCCUUCCGGUCUUCUCGCUUUCGGACAGGCCUGCGGAAAUCUGGCGACUGGCAGGCUUCGAACCCGUGCCGGGAGCAAGGCCUGACGACGACUCGGCCCCAUUGCGGGCGGAAUACUGUGCUCAACUUCUGCGACUUGCCGUUGCCGGCGGACCGGGGUCCUCAGCUGGAUUGAUGGACCCGGCGGCACCCGUGCAUCUAUUGCUCAGCGUUCUAUUCAUGUGUAACAUGCUGGAGAGCGCGGAGCACGAUACCGAGCUCAUCACCAUAUACAGCUUCCUGGCUGAAGCUUCGGAACAAGCACCGGAGAUCUUCGCCAUGAUCUCGGACAUAGUGUUGGUUCGCCUCAAUCAAACGCUCACCACCACCCAAUCCGUUCCCCUCAUCCGACAAAUUCAAACUCUGACCAAGGGCAUUAUGGGACAUCGUUAUACCGGACCUCCCAACCAUGCCUCUGGACUCUCGACUGCUACUUAUCGCAGCAUAACAUCAAAUCCGUCAAGUCCCCACGCGGUAGCUUCAUCAAUCAGCAGCACCGACUCCGCGCUCUCUGGAGGGACGCCGCCCGUCCUUCCCAGCUACCUAUUUUCGUCUGCGACAACGAGCUCCCUUCCAUCUCCAGCAUCCCCGGAACCCCUCGGCGGUGGUCAUCACACUUUGUCCAUGCCAUCGCGAUUGGUAGACGCUGGCCUGCCUGGCCUACCUGAUGCGGGCACCUUCGCUCAUGCGAGCCGGAGCCGCAAACUAAAGUGCGCGGCACUGGUUUGUGACCUCGUCGACGCCAUCAUUGCACUGUGAUCGCUCGCCACACCGUCUUUGGCGUUGUGCAGGAGGUUUUUUUUGCAUCAUCCUCAGUUUCACCACCUGAUCACCUUCGAUACCAGCGUACUUAUGUAAUUACAUAGAGCUUUACAUGGCA
Fimicolochytrium jonesii is the source of this 8809-nucleotide messenger RNA. RefSeq lists its product as uncharacterized. NCBI's taxonomy places the organism in Eukaryota, Fungi, Chytridiomycota, Chytridiomycetes, Spizellomycetales, Powellomycetaceae. The transcript has 9 exons. Gene Ontology annotation, biological process: regulation of GTPase activity. Bases 307 to 8688 code for a protein of 2793 amino acids. The record is from RefSeq and is a predicted model, not a curated record.